UUGUCUUGUUGCAGAGAGGAAAUUGCACGUUUAAGGAGAAAAUAUCACGGGCUGCUUUCCACAAUGCAGUUGCCGUAGUCAUCUACAAUAAUAAAUCUAAACAGGAGCCAGUCACAAUGACUCAUCCAGGCACUGGAGAUAUUAUUGCUGUCAUGAUAACAGAAUUGAGGGCAUGGCUCAUAUUCUACUUCAUUCAGAAGAUCAGGUACACAAAUGCACGCGACAGGAGCCAGCGUUGUCUUGGAGAUGCAGCCAAGAAAGCCAUCAGUAAAUUGACAACCAGAACAGUAAAAAAGGGUGAUAAGGAAACAGACCCAGAUUUUGAUCAUUGUGCAGUCUGCAUAGAGAGCUACAAACAGAAUGAUGUAGUUCGGAUUCUCCCCUGCAAGCACGUUUUCCACAAAUCUUAUGUGGAUCCCUGGCUUAGUGAACAUUGUACAUGUCCUAUGUGCAAACUUAAUAUUUUGAAGGCCCUGGGAAUUGUGCCAAAUCUGCUGUGUACUGACAAUGUAGCAUUUGAUAUGGAAAGGCUCACCAGAACCCAGGCAGUUAACCAAAGAUCAGCCCUUGAUGACCUUGCCAGUGACAACACACUCGGCCUUGAGCCACUGCAAACUUCCGGGAUCUCACCUCUUCCUCAGGAUGGGGAGCUCACCCCCAGAGCAGGAGAAAUCAACAUUGCAGUAAUGAGGUAGAAUGGUUUUGAAGAACAAAAAACUGCUUUCUGA
Heterocephalus glaber (naked mole-rat) is the source of this 728-nucleotide messenger RNA. The record is from RefSeq and is a predicted model, not a curated record. Lineage: Eukaryota; Metazoa; Chordata; Mammalia; Rodentia; Bathyergidae.